Molecule: messenger RNA, 3423 nt
Organism: Melitaea cinxia (Glanville fritillary)
Lineage: Eukaryota; Metazoa; Arthropoda; Insecta; Lepidoptera; Nymphalidae
Gene: Klp61F
Product: kinesin-like protein Klp61F
Exons: 20
Coding region: 1-3423 (1140 amino acids)
Biological process (GO): mitotic spindle assembly; microtubule-based movement
Cellular component (GO): nucleus; spindle microtubule
Molecular function (GO): microtubule binding; ATP binding; plus-end-directed microtubule motor activity
Source: RefSeq, a predicted model, not a curated record
AUGACGUCCGAAAAAGGAUGCAGAAAGGACAAAAAUCAAAACAUCCAAGUGUUCGUGAGGCUAAGGCCUCUGAACCAAAGGGAGCGUGAUAUCAAGUCUCUCGGUGUGGUAGAAGUGAUAAAUGGCAGGGAAGUGGUCGUCCGUCAGUCGCAGCAGAGCAUGCACACAAAGAGAUUCACAUUUGACCGAGCAUUCCCACCCCAUUCUAAACAGGUGGAGGUAUACCAAGAAGUAGUGAGCCCUUUGAUUGAGGAAGUACUGGCUGGUUACAAUUGUACCGUGUUUGCCUACGGUCAGACUGGUACCGGUAAAACGCAUACGAUGGUCGGUGAAGCUGCCAACGAUGAAACCACUUGGCAGAGUGACCCUCUUGCUGGCAUAAUACCCCGUGCCCUCAGUCAACUAUUUGAUGAACUACGUAUAUCAAAUACGGAGUACACCGUCCGUGUGUCCUACUUGGAACUUUACAAUGAAGAAUUAUUUGACUUACUCUCAGCAUCAGAGGACAAUUCCAAACUUAGAAUCUAUGAGGAUGUCACGAGAAAGGGUGCUAAUAUUGUGAAUGGAUUGGAAGAGAUUACUGUAUACAACAAGAAUGAGGUGUUCAAGAUCAUGGCUCAGGGACAGGAGAGGAAAAGAGUUGCAUCAACACUAAUGAAUGCUCAAUCUAGCCGAUCGCACACAGUAUUCACGAUCGUGGUCCACAUGAAAGAGAACAGUCCGGAAGGUGAAGAAUUAGUUAAGAUUGGGAAAUUAAAUCUUGUUGAUCUGGCUGGAUCUGAAAAUAUUAGUAAGGCGGGUUCAGAUAAUCCCGCUAAACGCGAAAGGGCAAGAGAAUGUGUGAAUAUAAAUCAAUCAUUGUUAACGCUUGGAAGAGUCAUUACGGCACUUGUGGAACGUCAUCCACAUAUACCAUAUAGGGAAUCAAAACUGACAAGAAUCCUGCAAGAGUCUCUCGGUGGACGUACGAAGACAUCUAUCAUUGCUACUAUUUCACCGGGACACAAGGACUUGGAGGAGACUAUGAGUACAUUGGAAUAUGCAAACCGAGCCAAGAAUAUACAGAACAAACCAGAAGUUAACCAGAAGAUGACAAAGAAAGCGAUCCUGAAGGACUAUGCGGAGGAAAUCGAUAGACUCAAGAGGGAUUUACAUGCGGCUAGAGAGAAGAAUGGUGUAUAUUUGGCAAAUGAAACAUUCGCUGAAAUGACUCUAAAACAAGAGGAACAGCGCAAGGAGAUUCAAGAGUUACUCCUCAAGAAGAGAGCCAUGGAGGAAGAGAAGGAAAAAAUGGAGACGAUUUUCAAAGAAUUGAAUUGUUCGCUAGAGGAACACAGGCAGAAAUUAGACGCGACGGUUAAUAAGCUGUGUGAUACAGAGAAUAUGCUUGCUAAUACAACUAAUAUCCUAAACACAACAAAACUACACUACGAAGAGCAGAAGUACCUCGUAAGCAAACAAUCGGAAACAGAGAACAAGCUGUUGACUCAAGCUCAACAACUGUUAGAAGUGGCCGACAUGGCUUCCACUGACGCUGCCAAGCUACUGGACACUGUCGACAGGAGAAAAUGUGUAGAGUCAACGAAUCUCGAGAUAACGCGAACUUACCGCGAGAUAGCUUCACAGCAUCGCAAUAACCUCACCGGUGGUACGGAAAACUUUGUCGGAACACUCAUGCAGUCUCUCGGAGAUAUUCAAACUGCUUUAGAUACAUACACGCAAGACAGCACGGAUAUGCAGAACCAAACAAAACAGAAACUUGAUGACUUAGUUCAAAAAGCCAUGGAUGCUAUGAAUAAGAUGACUAUAUUAAAAAAUAAUAUCCAAAGUGAAAUAACAUCGACCGCUCAAAGUCACAGCUCCCAGUUCGAUCAAGCAUUAGAUAUCACAUCUAGGAACUUGCAGAACAUUCUAGAAAGAUUGGCAACGUGUGUGCUGGCGUGUUUGCAGAAAACCGGUGAUUAUGAUAUUAGUAGCAGUAUGACGAAUUUUAUAAAGAAAUGGCAAGCAGUAACGAUGUCAAACCUGACGUCUCUACACGUGACCAGUGGGAAGAUAGAAUCAAGCGUCUCUGAUACAGUAAAUCGUCUGCGACUUGCAACAAAACGACAGCGCGACGAUCGCAUCGCGACCUGCGAGCGAUUAUCGCGCGACAUACAGCAGCGACUCACUUCAAUAAUGGACGAAAAAAAUCAAACAGAAAAAUAUUUAGCAGAACAAGUAACAAACAUAGAAAAUGAGAAAGUACAAUACGAAUCCCGUCUUCUAGAGUGGGCAGAAACAGAGAGGAAACUUCUAGAAGAACGCAUAGAACGUCAAAUAACAUCGGAAAGAAAAUUCCUAGAAAGUAGAAUGAAAGAGAAGUUAAAGGAUAUUAAAAAUCAAAAAGCAGUAUUUGAACAACGGAUAGUUGAUAAUGUAAAUCAACUAAACAGUAUGUUAGCAGUUAAUCAAGAGUUGAUGGAGAAGAUCGGAGAAGAUUUAGUCGAAAAUGAGAAGGAGUUAGAUAUAUGUGUAAAUGAUUUAAAGAACUUUGUGCACGAUUAUGAGAAAGACCACACAUAUAUGACGUCUAAAAUAGAUAGUCUUAGUGACGGUGCCCUGGAUGUAGUCAAAGACGUUAAAAAGGAUUUACUUGAAAAUCUACAACAGACGAAGACACAUGUACAGCAUGAAUCAAGAGGAAUAAUUGAACAGAACCAGCAGUCACUUAGUAAACUAUUGGAAGAAUCUAAUAAACUCGUGGAGUCGAUAACACAGACGUGCCAGCGGACCUUGGAUACCAUUGUCGGAGAAGUUAAUCUAACAACAAUGUCAACGAUCGAUGAACUGUCAUCAUUAUCAUCAAUCACAUCGGCCUUGGCAUCGUCGAGUCACUCUCAUCGCAACAGCCAGACACAGACCCUGACAUCCGUACAGCGGGACAUGGAACAGUUCUACGGUGGAGUCAGAGAUGAAGUGGCUCGGCUUGAAGAGUUGGAGAGACGGUGUUUGAAUCAAGAGUACACAGUUUAUAAUCCUACCGGCGGCACGCCGGCGCGCGCCGACUACCGCUACCCGCGCGCGCUGGCCGCUACCUCGCCGCACGAGCGCCUGCUGGCGCGCUUCCGGGCCGCCCGCCGCGCCAGCCACGACGACGAUUGCAUCCUAAUAGAGAAUGAGUGUGAAACGCGCAGUGAUAGCGAGUCUUCCAUCUCUGAGGACUCGGCGGUGGUGUUCGCGGCGCCCUCCCCCCCAGACAGUGGAAACCAACCCACUAUUGUGAAAUGUACAUCUGAAACAGACAUAUAUUUGAGACGACGACGACAAGAGCAACAGGGCAAAGAAAACGCGAAUCGUUCGAUGUCGUUCAAGAAGCCUUCAAAGUUACCCGCGCCCACCUCUCACAAGAAACCCCUGUUCGAAAGAAACGCGGACAACUGA